Messenger RNA from Epinephelus moara (kelp grouper), 4672 nucleotides. RefSeq names its product transcriptional regulator ATRX-like. Lineage: Eukaryota; Metazoa; Chordata; Actinopteri; Perciformes; Serranidae. The coding region runs from base 170 to 3997 and encodes 1275 amino acids. The transcript has 12 exons. The record is from RefSeq and is a predicted model, not a curated record.
UCAGCGAACCCUCCACCGGGAAGCUGCGUACCUUUGUUUCCAUUGAGCGAGUUAGUUUCGAAAUUCUGCUGUUAUACCUACUUCUGCUCCAUCGAAACUCUGCAAAUUGGACUAAACUGGGUCACCUGUACCAAAACCUAAACGUGUGUCUGCCAGCCAAGCAGGUAAAAUGAGUCUGGCCUCUCCUGAAUCGCACCUUGACCCGAUGUCAGAAAAAACAGUGGAGCCUGAUAGCUCAGCAGAAACUAUGAAGCCCUCUUGCAACAGGGAGUCCACCAUUCUAGCUAAGAUCACUGGACUGAAUCAAUCUGUCGCCUCAGGCGAGAGUGAAAAUGAAGGUGCCACCUCUGACAACCCUUCAGACAACAACACAAGCAGCGGCUCUAAAGAUGACACCCUACAGAAGAAAGUGAACUGCACUGCCUGUGGAAAACAAGUAAAUCAGUUUCAACGCAACUCUGUGUACAAGCAUCCUGUCCUCAAAGUACUUAUUUGCAAGUCAUGCUACAAGUAUUACACAAGUGAUGACUUCACCAGAGACUCUGAUGGGAUGGAUGAGCAGUGCAGAUGGUGUGCUGAAGGUGGCAAACUCAUCUGCUGUGACUACUGCAACAAUGCCUUCUGCAAAAAGUGCAUUCUGCGCAACCUGGGCAGGAAGGAGCUUUCAGUCAUUACUGAUGAGAACUCAAAGUGGCACUGCUAUGUCUGCAGAUCAGAGCCUCUCCAGGAUCUGGUCUCCAAAUACCACCGCAUCAUGGAAAAACAAGAACUGCAAUUCAAGCAACGAAAAUUGGACAGAGGCAAAGAACGUGAGAGCAAGAGACACAAGAGCAAAGCCAUCAAGGAGCACAAAGUAGUUGUGAAUGGGAAAGAACAUACUGAAGGCUCGGAGACCAUGACAUUCUCCUACAGAAAAGUGCAGGUACCCAAAGAACUUAUAAAGAAAACAAAAAAGCUUGUUGAAACAACUACUGGUCUCAACAAUACAUUCAUUCAGUUCAUACAGCAGACAGCUGAGGAACAGGGAGAUGAGGCUGUCAGGUAUCGGCACUUGAAAGCCUUCAAGACCGUGCUUGCUGACUUGAAAAAAGCCCACAGUGCAUUGGAAGAGGCUUUGGGGGCUGAAUUCGGAAACAUGGAGUUGCAGAAUGGUGACGAAGUGCAACAUAUUGUAAGAGAGAACACUAAUGUUGUCGCCCCUGUAGAAAACCAUCAAGUGAAAAAUGUGGUGGUUGCGGAAGAGGCUAAUGCAGCAAAGGAGGCGAAUGCAAUAGAGGAUGCCUGUGUAGCAGAGGAGGCUGCUGUGCCAGAAGAGGCUGAUGCAGCAAAUGAGGCAAACACAGAAGAGGAUGCUGAUGUAGCCAAGGAGGCUGCUGUGGCAGAAGAGGCUGAUGAAGCAAAUGAGGCUAACACAGAAGAGGAUGCUGAUGUAGCCGAGGAGGCUGCUGUGGCAGAAGAGGCUGAUGCAGCAGAGGAGGCUACCACAGUAGAGGAUGCUGGUGUAGCAGAAGAGCCUGCUGUGGCAGAGGAGAUUGAUGCAGCAAAGGAGGCUGAUGUUGCAGAGGAGGCAGAAUGUGUAGGUGAGGCUGAUGCAGCAAGAGAGGCUGACAUAGUAAAGGAACCAGUCAAGGAGGGGCAUAAUGAGGCUGAAAUGAAUGUCAUCCAAACAGAAACUGAUGCAAUCGAAAAUACAAUGAAAAUGGAAGUAUAUGAUGAUGGCCUACUGUCAGCUGGUGAAACGUUCCUUGAUGAAGACAUUAUGUCUGUGCCUCCUUCGGUCCCUGAUGAGCUUUUUCAGAUGGUGGAGGGUCUUGAGGAUUUCACCCCCAUACAGGAAGAUACCAUUUCAGUCAAAGAUGCUGAAACAAAGUCAAAUGAAAACUUAAACUCUCAACCCACCCAGCCCAAAAUGAAGAACCUCAUAGUCAAACUGACUCCUGUGCCAGUUGUGACCAUGCAUGGGUUAGGGUCCUCCAUGUCAGAAAACAAAGAAAAAGCUGAAGAGAUACAAAAACAGUGUGAAGAUAAAUGUGAGAAGGUAAACGUUGAUGCUGCAGACAGCCCACCACCCAGCCACUGCUCUAGUAGACUGAAGACCACUCCCUUGAAGAAGCAGGCUGACAAUCUGGACAAGGAAGAGUCCCCCGAGUCAAAGUUAGCAGAAGAGCAACACAUAGUGAGAAAGGGCACUAAUGUAGAAAAUGACCACAUGGAUAAUGCAGUGGACGCAGAGGAGGCUGACGUAGCAGAGGAUGCUGGCGCUGUAGAGGAGGCCGCAGCUGUAGAGGAGGCUGAAGUUACAGAGGAGGCUGACGCAGUUAGGGAGGCUGUAGCAGGGGAUGCAGACAUAGUGGAGGAGUCUGACAAGGAGCAGCAUAAUAAGCAGGAAGUGGACAACAGUCAAGUGACAGGUGAGACUGAAAAGAAAGACAACCAAACAGAAACUGAUGCAAUCAAAAAGACGACACAGACUGCAGUGUAUGAUGAUGAGCUAAUGUCAACAGACUCUCAACCCACCCGGCCCAAAAUGAAGAACCUCCUACUCAAACUGAGUCCUGUGCCAGUUGUGAUGAUGGGUGGGUCAAGGUCCUCCAUGUCCAAAUACAAAGAAAAAGAUGGAGAGGCACUUGAAACGUGUGAGGAAAAAUGUGAGAAGGGAAAAGAUGAUGCUGUAGGUGGGACAGACAGCCCACAACCAUGCCGUCGCUCAAGUAGAUUCAAGACCACUCCCUUGAGGAACCAGGCUGAGAGCAAGGGCAAGGAAGAAUGCUCUGAUACAGAGUCCAAGAAGGAUAAGGAGGAGACCAAGGAUUCAGAGAAAAAGAUGAUGGAGUCUGACUCAGAUGAAAUUCCUAACAUACUGUUGGAGAAAGCUGCAGCAGGCCACAGCACAGAUGAGGAACAGGGAAGCACAACUGCUAAAAAGUGUUUAUUCAAACCAGACAAUACGUCUGCAAAGGAUGAAGACAAAGUGUCCAAAUGCAAGAGGAAGUCUGAAAGCUCUGAUUCAAACUUGGAUAACAAAAGUAAAAAGAAAAAACAGAAUGGCUCAGACUCCUCUGACUCUGACUCUGACCAGGGGACGGAGAAAAAGAGUAAAGUAGCCAUACAGCAGAGGAGAUCUAGCCGUGUGAAGAAACAAGAUGAAGCAAAAGAGGAAGACAGAAACUCACAGGAGAGGAAAGGUGCCAAGACGAGAAGUUCUUACAAAAAGAACUGCAAGAGAAGUAGCUCCAAAGCAGCCUCCAAACUGCAGUCAUCCUCCAGUGGGGAUGAAGAGGAGCAGCAGGCUGAAGAUGACUCAGGAGAGGACAGUGCCGAGCAAACAAUCAAACCUAUUGUGGAGGAUAACGUGGUGGAAAGUAGUGGACCUUUUCAUCAAUGCUCAGGAGACAAAGAGGACGAUAAAGAGGAAGUCUCUCAGGUCUGUGAAGAUGAUGUUGAUGAUGAUCCUGAAAACAGGAUUGCAAAGAAAAGGGUUCACUUCUCAGAGGUGGAGAAUGCUGCCAGUGAAGAGAAGGAGAAUAAGGGAGCCAAGAGGAAGAAAGUGGGCAGCAAUGACUUUUCAGACUCAGACUUCGACAUGUCAGAGUCCAGGGCAGAGUCGGGGAUAAGCGAGGAGCCUAGUGAACCAGAGACCAAGGAGAAGUUUCGGCAGACCAGAUCAUCGAAGAAGAAGGACGAUGAGAGCAAGAAAAGUUACAGUCUGAGGAAGACGCAACAAAAGAUCAAAGUUCAGGAUUCCUCAUCCAGCAAUGAGAAGAGCGGAGAGGAAGGUGAUGACGACGCAAAUGAAGAAGGACGCAAAAAGAUUUGCAAAACCCUGAAGGACGACAAGCUGCGCACAGAGACUGGAGAUGUUCUGACGGAAGAAGACGAGAAAUGUGUAGCUGAGACAGAGGCACUCAGGGAGAAACUUGAAGAGGUAAAAAUGAAAUGCGGCAUCAUGAAAUGCUACGUUAGUCUGAAGAUGUUGAAAAUAGAAUUGUGGACAUGAUUGGAACUACUUUUAAAUCUCCUGAAAUGUGUUAAUGUAUUAGAUACACUAAGUAUUUUGUGAUGAAUAUCACAAUAGUUGAGUUGAACCUUUUACAUUACUGAUUUCCCACUAUGUGUGAAACUGAUUUUAAACAGCCUUUGCUGGUUCAAAUACACUAUAAUGGAUUUGUGGAGGGAACAAAAAUAGAAGGGUAUGCAGUAUUAUUUUCGCAACUUUUUGCUUUAGGUCGGAAGCAUAGGGGCAUGCAUGCGAGCCAGCUCUUAUGCUAACUGCCAUUUUCUAAUCUGAGCAGGUCAUCUUUUUAUUUGUUUACAUAAGUCAGAACCCUUUCUGUUAUAUUGAAAUAAACCAUACAUAUUGUAUGCAGGUUGAGGGUUUUGUGGAGAUAAUGCAAUUUUUAAUGUGGUGAUAGCAAACUGAUUUUGUAUCAUAAUGUAUGUGAAAUUUACAUCCAUCAAACCCAUGGAUAUUUUUUUAAUAAAUUAUAUUACACAUUUAUUCUGUCAUUCUUGUUGCUCUUUGUCUGUUUCAUUUUGAAAGCGGCAAUAAUCCUAUUUGUUUACUGGUGCUUUAAAAAAGAUUAUGAUGGCAAAUUACAGCAAUUGAUGUGUUAUUUUUAUUGCAUUUCCUGCUGUUGGAGAAUCUGUACGCCCAAUAAAUAAUUGAUCAUGU